Molecule: messenger RNA, 1149 nt
Organism: Rubroshorea leprosula
Lineage: Eukaryota; Viridiplantae; Streptophyta; Magnoliopsida; Malvales; Dipterocarpaceae
Source: the annotation of a GenBank genome assembly
AUCCACCGGCGUUAUCUCUCUCAAAAGUCAAAACUACACCUUUUUUUUCCCGGAUUCCGGUGACCGCCAUCCCUCUUUUUGUUCAGUUCUUUCUCUGCAUCUCAAUCCAUUGUUUAUUUUUUUCAUCGCCCCUCUAGCUCCUUCAAGCCACCCCUUCUUCUAUCUUCUUCUACCAUGGGUCCGCUAUUCUUCAACCCUAAACUCAAUAUCCUACCAACACCCCUCUCCUCCUCUCCGUUAUUAUUCCCUCCUCUCCUCAAUCCCACUCCUCAACUAUCUCUCUCCUGGUUUCUUUCCACAUACGCUCUCCUUCUCUCCACGGCUCACUUCAUUGCCUCCCUCUUUGGUACCAACUCCUACCAUGACCCUGUUGCCAUGUCAUUUUUCUCUCACAAUCGCGUCCAGUUGCUUCACUGCCCUGACCACAACAUUACUCUAGUGUUCUUCUCAACUGGGUCCAACCAUGACCAAGUUGGGUUUUGGUUCUUCAGGUGAAAGAGAAUAAAUUGGAGGUUGCAAGCAAUGAAAACAAUGACGAUUUUUGUCGCAAAGUACCAAAUUAAUCAAAAGAUCUUGAGGAUUUUGGUGAACCCAGUUGGUGAUUUUGACGAUUGUUUAGGUCAGCAAUGGACUCAAUAUUGGAGACAAAAAACAGAAUUUUGCUGCAUACAUAUUAAGCAACUGAUGAUCAGCUAGAUUUGGGAUCCUACAUUACACAGAAAAUGACUCAUCAAAUUACUCAGGCUUAUAUUUAUUCUCUUUUUUAAUUCGAUUAAGUGCUAAUGUCUAUACUAAAUCUCUCCUUUUUAUAUUUUUUAUAUUUGGAGUUUAGGAAGAAAAUUGUUAACAAAGAACAUCUAUACUCUCCAGCAACACAGCCUGGGACAACCACCUGCAUGGGAAAAAAACAAAAGUAGAAACUAGGGAGCUCCUCUAAAGGCAAAUGGAGUGAGGGCUAGCAGUUCCUCAACUACACUUUUUGGAUGCAAAAAGCUGAAAGCUGGGCAUAGAAGAUGAAGGCAUUCUCCUUUUUGUGAAAUAGAAGGGAAUCAAACCUAAAAAAAUGUAGUUUUUAUAAAUCUAUUCGUAUUGUAUAACCUACUAAUCAUAUGUUAACAAAAAAAAUUAUAAUAAUGCUAAAAUUACAAA